ACUAUGGGAAGGAUAUUUAUCGAAGUGGAGGGCCAGAUCUCCAUGAUUUCAUCUCCUCUGGGUUUGUCACACUAGGAAGAGGACACGUGAAGGAUGACCAAGAACAAAAUUAUAACCACCUGAUACUAAACAGUGCAACCCAGACACCUCCAAAUGAAAAACCACGGAUGAACAAUAUCCUCACUUCUGCCACGGAGCCCUAUGAUCUCUCCUUUUCCAGGUCCUUCCAGAACCUCUCCCAUCUCCCGCCAUCCUACGAGGCUGCAGUCAAGACUAACCCAAGUAAAUAUUCUUCUCUGAAGAGAUUAACUGACAAAGAAGCUGAUGAAUAUUACAUGAAGAGGAGACACCUUCCUGAUCUGGCAGCACGAGGGACCAUCCCUUUCAAUGUCAUCCAAAUGUCUCAGAAACAGCCCAACCACAGAGAACGGCCCCACCAACCCAUACGGGCUAUGUCCCAGGACAGGGUGCUGUCCCCUGAGAGGGUCAUGCCCGAGGAGUUCAGCAUGUCCUAUGAACGGAUCCUCUCUGAUGAACAGCUUCUGUCCACAGAGCGCCUCCAUUCCCAAGACCCCCUGCUCUCCCCAGAGCGCACAGGUUUCGCAGACCAGUCCAUGUCGCGUGCAGUGUCACACACAGACGUCUUUGUUUCUACGCCUGUCUUGGAUCGCUACAGAAUGACAAAGAUGCACUCCCAUCCCAGUGCCUCAAAUAACUUGUACAACACCUUAUGUAUGAACCCGACUUCUGCCAAGCGCCAGGCAUUCGCCUCCCGACGGCACAAUACGGUGGAACAACUGCAUUAUAUCCCAGGACACCACCACCAUUACCGCACAGCGAGCAAAACAGAGGUGACUGUUUGAUAUGACACUGUGCAUUGUAGAUAAUCAGUAAGGACUGGUGUGACCCCAGCACCCCAAACUGCAGUGGCCUUACAGGCCAAGAUAACCUCUAACUGAGUGUCUGAAAAGACUUUUCCGACAGUCACAUCUGCAUUGUUUUUAAAACCAUUCUCAUGUUGUUGACAUAAGAAGAAAAAAUGAGCAAUUGGAGAGAAUCCCCAACAUGUGCCAGUUUCUGUCAAAGAAAGCCAUAGCAGCAGGUGGCACCUUCCAAGGGCAUAUCUGCUGUAACUCAUUUGGUUUUAUGAAUUUAGGACUUUUAAACUUCAAUUGCUCCAAUUCUCACAGAGCCCAUGGUAGGUUUGCAGCAUCCUAGCCUGGCAGGAUGGGGCCAUGUCACCAUCUCUCACACCAGCCCUUUUGGCCAGUACUGAAUUUUUCAGUGACUACUUAUAUUGCUCUUAGCUGCUAAUAGUCACAGUCAAGCAUUAGAUGCUAGGAUGUCCCCCAGGUAACUGUUGUUCUUCCUGAUUUAAAAGUCAAAGCUUACUAGGGGACUGUCAGAUCUAGUGACACGAUUAGCCUAGAUGAUAAAUGAAGUCUUGUUUAUAUUAAAUAUACUCAUAAAACAGAAAUAUAAUAGUGCCUACAAAUCACCUGCUCUCUCAGUAUAGGAAGUAGUGGGGUUGACGUGUCAAUAAGCACAGUUAUGCUGAACUGCUCGUUAGGCCCUUUCUGCACUCAUCCUAAUUUCUGCAGUCUGUAAACAGAAAACGGGUGGGAUUUCAUUGGUUCAGCUUCUUGCCAACAUGAUGCCGAAGGCACCAAAACUCACCAUCAUUCCAUUGCUAAAAAGCACUUUGGGUGAAACACUGGCUCUAUUGAAAUGGUAAAACUCCCAUUGACUUCCGUGGAGCCACGAUUUCACCAUCCUAUUAACAUCUCGUCCCAAUUCAAUUCUUCAGCUCUGUUUCUGAGCCUAAUUAUUCCUCUCAGUGAGAAAAGAGGACUCACCAUUUCAGAGGAAUGGCAAACCCUCUGCUAAAUCUGUUUGAACAGAGACAGACAGAAAAGUUUGUCUAUUAACCCAAAUCUAGAUGGAUAUUUUCCAAUCAUCGUCUGAGCAGACAGUUACAUUUCAUGUGCAUAAAUUAUAUAUCUAACAUAAUUAUACUAACUGGGCACGUUGUAUAUCUGAUGUGUAAUACUAAUUAGAUAUAGAGUAUUUGUAAAUUCUUUCAAAAAUAGACUCAUGGGUCCAAAAUUUGUGAAGUGUUUUGUAUCUCACUCUGUAUUUACAUUCUGUAGAACUAAUUCAAACUAGGACAUACCUCUGUGCACUGGGAAGACUCUCAGAGCUUUCAAAAGGCAGGUCAGCAUCCCAGACCAAGUGAUGGCCUCUGUGACCAUGUUAACAACCCUUCAACAGUUGCUCAAUAUGUCACACAUUCAGUUCCCAUCACAUGAGCACGUUUUCCCAACUGGCAGAAUGGAGCCCUCUGCCUGGAUAAGAUCAUGAAUGACUUCAGAUUUUAAAUGCACAUCUUAAUAAUUGCUAAUUUAACUAGCCCAUCUCUCUGCCUUUCCCCCACAUACUCAAUAACUGCCCCUCCCUCUCAUACCAUAUAAAUGCCCCCCAUAUCCCAUAAAUUGCCCCUCCUCUUACCCUGUAACUAGCUGUCUUUGCCCCUCCCCCACACUCCCCUUAAAUGACCCCUCUCUGCCCCUCCCCCACAGACCAUGUAACAGGUCCCUCUCCUAUUCACUUUAAUUAGCCCCAUAUACCUAGUAACUCCUGCUCCUCCUCAUAACCCUCAUACCGCAUAAAUGCCCCUUCCCCCUCAUAUCCCAUAAAUGGCCCCUCCCACUUAUAUACUAUAACUAGCUGUUUUUGCCCCUCCCCCGCCCUCUCCUUAAAUGGCCCCCCCCUACUCACUUUAACUAGCCCCUUUCUCUGCCCCUCCCCCAAAUACCCUGUAACUCGCCCCUCUCCCACUCCCCGUAGCAAGCCUCUCCGUCUCUCCCCCCCCCCCUCUUAUCUCACCCCUCCUAAUGCUGCUUUGACUCCCCCCCUGCAGAGCACGUGUGUGGUGUGAGAUGCUCCCUGGCUC
Chelonoidis abingdonii (Abingdon island giant tortoise) is the source of this 2953-nucleotide messenger RNA. The record is from RefSeq and is a predicted model, not a curated record. NCBI's taxonomy places the organism in Eukaryota, Metazoa, Chordata, Testudines, Testudinidae.